Messenger RNA from Mytilus trossulus (common blue mussel), 4250 nucleotides. Its product is annotated as plasmolipin-like. Lineage: Eukaryota; Metazoa; Mollusca; Bivalvia; Mytilida; Mytilidae. Gene Ontology annotation, cellular component: membrane. The coding region runs from base 171 to 746 and encodes 191 amino acids. The transcript has 5 exons. The record is from RefSeq and is a predicted model, not a curated record.
UUUUCAUUGUUAUACCAAAUGAAUGUUUCAUGAGAUGAGUUUUGUUGCCAUUUUAAAAUUAUAUUAAUUCAUCACCUGGACGAAGGAAUUUAGAUAUAAACCUUGUUUAACAGGUAGAAGAAAUUCAACAUAGAUUUUAAAGAAAGUCCUCUUUACCCAACAGGCCCAAGAUGGACAGCCAAUAUAAUGUCGAAUCAACAGAGAAAACAACAACCACAACUAGCUCCAGUGGAGAUGUUGGCUUGGAUAAAAUUUAUAUGAAAUCUAUAGAUUCCAUAUUGAAAAUAGCUGAAAUGAUCCUAAGUCUGAUCAUAUUUAUCUGUGUAACCUCCCACCCAGGGUACUCCCUCAUUGGAGGAGGAUGGGUACAGUUUGUGGCCAUAUCUUGUCUGAUUACUGUACUAAUUCUAUGGAUCUUCUUUAUGCUGCGUAUAAUCUACAAACUACCAGGACCCUGGAUGUUAAUCAUCCUGAUUUACUAUGUAGUGUAUUGUGUGUUUUUUUUAAUAUCAUUUCUGGUAUGUGCCAUACAAGCUGGAAAUUACUAUCAAAAUGGUGGCUUAAUUGCUGGAGCUGUAUUCUGUGUGUUCAUCCUGGUUGUCCUGGGUGCAGAUACCUUCUUCCAAUUCCGUAAGUGGCAGGACAGUGGCUCCAGCUUCUCGGCUAGAAGUACAACUUCCUCACCUGGUGGAGCUGCCACCACAACGACAACACAUACCACCUACGAAACACGUACUCAGUACUAAUGUGACAGCAACUGAGUGGUUCUAAAUUUAGAUUUUUGUUUGUAUUUGGUAGAAGGGUGUAGUAAAGAUAUGAUGUGAAAUUUUAUAUGCAACGCAAAAUGUGUGUAGCAAAUUUAUACAUUGAUUGAAAUUUGAAUUAGGUCCAUCUGGUCAUCAUCAAAGUGGAUCAAUAUAAAUAUUGAGACUGCUUUUUUAUUUUAAAGUAUAUAUAUAAUAUGAAAAUUUUAAAUUUAUUCCUCCACAAAAAAUCUUCAAAUUUAAUUCUAUAAUUUUAUUUUUUUUAAAUGAUAAUGUGCUGACAAGUUUGACUUCUCGACAAAAUCUUUCCUUUCGCAAUAAAAUCAUUUUUUAAUGCUUCUAUAUCUUUGGUUGCAGAUAAAAUGAAAUAUUAAUUUUUACUUUUGUCAAUAAAAAAGUAAUUUUGAAAUUUAUCAAUUUUGGAAAGCAUUUACAUAAUAUACUAUAAUUGCAAAACAAUAAGAUAUCAUUUGAAGGAAAUAAUAGUGAAUUGCAUAAUGAACCUAAAGAUUGAAUUAGGAAAAUACUUCAUGCUUAAAAAUACCAUUGACUAUAACAAAUUGAUUAAAAAAAUAUGUCUAUUUGACUGACAUUGUAUAUUGAGCGACAUAAAAUUUAGUUUGAUAAAGAGGUUUACAAUAGGUGACCACACAUGAUAAUUCGAUAAUCUGGUUUUGUUAAACAAAUUCCUCAAUUUGAAGCAAAUAGAACCUUUUUACAACAUACUUAACAAAUCAUGAUAACAUACUCAGGCUCAUUUGAUGGUUAGGUGGGGAGAGGUGGUUUCCAUGCUUGAGGAUCAAGACUAGUUCUAUUGUCAUAAAACACCUGUGAGUCCAUUAUAGAAGUAAAAAACUCUUGCCUCUGAAAAACAUGUCAAAUAAUGCUGAGGCUGAUUUUCUUUAAAUGGUAUUUUUAAAUGCAGUGUAAAUGUAAGAUGAUUUUAGAAGACAAAAAUAUACUAAUUAGUAUUGUUUAAUGUUAUUAUGGAUAGUUUUUAUAUACUGUGUAUCAUUAUAUGUAUAUUUGAUGUUAAUUUAUUACUGCAGUAUGGGUGUAUUUAUGUCACAUAUAACACAUAGUUUAUAUACUAAAUGCAGCAAUCACAUUACUCCCAUCAUUUCUUAUUGAUAAAACAAGGUCAGAUCCUGGAUGACAUUGUGGUAAAACCAUUGCUAUAGGUAAUCGCUAGCUUUUUUAGAACAUUAUCUUGUAAGAAAGACAAAAAAUAAUUGGAAAGUUUAAAAAAAAUCCUUACCCGCUAUAUUAAUUGAUUAUAUAACCAAUAUAAGUUAGAGGGCUGAUAGUGGUCAUUAAGGUUAAUACAGACAUAGGGUUUUUGUCGUGUAAUAUUUACUUUGAAUUUGAUUCACUUGAUACAAUAAAGAAUUUGAAAUAUUGCUUGUCGUUGAUUUUAAAGACCUUUCAAAUUCUUUUAUAGUUUUCUUUGUAUUUGGGUUUCAAUUUUACUUUCUGUAAAUAAGUGGCGCUUAACACGUACUGGUAUAUAAAUCACAAAGUAAAAAUACGAUGUGUUUCAUUUUGAAUGUAAUGUGUUUAUCAUGUAUAUAUUUUUGAGACACCAGUGGAGACUUUCAUUAUUUAUUUUCUUUUGGAAGAAGUAAAAAUGUUGCAAAUAAUUUUGACAACUAACAAUAAGAUUUGAAAUUCAUAUUAUACAUAAUUAAGGACCUUUAAUAAAUAUCAAAAUAUUUUUCCAGGCCAUGUACAGUUUUUCAAAAGGUUAAAACUUUCAAAAUUAAAUACAGAUUUUAAUAAAACUAAAAAAAAAAUUUUGCAUGAAUUAUUUUUGCAGUCUAUUGUGUAAACUUUGUCUUUGACAUAUUUUUUCUGCUUUUGUCUUAUUUCAUAUCUGAUUUUGUUGUUGGUGUGAAUAAUAUUCCAUUGUUUCAUUCAGGGUUUUGCUAAAGAUAUAAUUUUAAUAUUUUAUUAAAUUUGUUUAUCAUCUCAUAUGUUGUUAUUACACAUUUUAUAAAUGUUUCACAUGUUUAUAAAUAUGAUUAUGUUGUAUAAAUCAUUAGUGUUAUGUGGUUUUACUGGCUGAUAUAGUUUUUCAAAUACUUUAAUUUUCUGUUCAGUAUUUUUUUCGGUGUAGAUAAAAAAAGCCUCUCAUUUUUUAAUUUUAAUAAAACCAAUAUUUUUAAUUUUAGUAUUUGGUAAUUAAUUACAACUCCAAUGAUGAUACUGCAGAGUAUUUUUAUUAAUAUAACAAUAUCUGAGUGUAAAAAUAUUUUGUGUCUAUACUUUGUUAUUUACAUUUUUACAAUUGAUGCUCAAUGUUAUUUAAAAAAAAAUAGUUAACAAAUAAAUCAAUUUGCACAUGACUGCACCGAUUGUCAAGUUAGAAUGCUUAAAAUAUAAUUUGGAUAUAUCAUAUCAUAAUAACCUAUAGUGAAAAGCUAAGUUGAACAGAAUCUUUUUGCUAUAAAGUUUUACUUAAACUGUUAACCUGAGAAUACAGAUUGUGAUGUUUUGCAGUGUUUAAUUACAUGUAUACAUAUCUCUAGUUUAGUCAUACAUUUUUUGUGAUAAAAUUUCAUUGUCAGCAGUAAUUGGUAUUUUAAUUUUUUUAAUGUUUUUGUUUGUUUAUAAUAUUUUAUGUUUAGCAUUAAUUUGAAAAGCUUUAACUUUAAUCAUGUAAUUAUUUCAUCUUAAGCUUUUUUGGGAUUAUUAAAAAGAAAAGAGGGACAAUUUUUGUUUGCGAAUAAUGCGAUUAAGAAAUGGAUAAAUUAUGAAUUUUUAAACAAAAAAGAGUUUAAAAAAUUGCAAGUUAAACAGAAAUGCUAUUCCACACAAAUUUUGAUGAAAUUAGACUAUAAAUAUUUAUUUUUAUUUUUUAUAUAUCGUGGGCUGGUUUAAUAUUCUUCUAUUUUUAAUACCAUUUAAUUUUUGAAUUUUUACAAUAUUUAUUUUCUUUUAUUUAGUAGUAUGUUAGGAUAACUGUUCAUUAAAAAAUAUUUUUGCUAAUUUCAGCUUUUUUAGCAUUUUAUAAGAUCUGUAGAGAGACAAGAAUACUCAUUUGAGGUUACAUUGAAUAUUAAAAGUUCCAUUCAAAAUGUUUUUACACAAACAACCUCAAAAAUUAAACUCUGUUUAAUAUAAGGAACUGCUAACUUAAAAAUAGUAUGUAAUUUGUUUUUUCAAAGAUAAAAAGAAAGAAAAUAAAGUUUAUACACAUUUUCUAUUUGAUUUUUUUUUUAAUUUGAUAAAAAGUUUACUUCUUUGACUAUUCUCAGUUGAAAAACAUUUCCCUUGAAGCUAAACAAUUGCAUCUAAAACUUUUCAAGUUAUAUGAGUUUUGUGUAUGAUCAUGUACAUAGUUAUUGUACUAGAAUAUAUAAAUAAUAUGUCAACAUUGUUUUUUGUAUAUCUGUUUAAUGGCAUAAUCCUAAAUAGAAAUAUCUGUAUUUUGUCACAGAGCAGCUAAUAUAGAAUCCUGCUUAUUAAAUAUAGACUUAAAUAGAA